Messenger RNA from Arabidopsis arenosa, 1670 nucleotides. Lineage: Eukaryota; Viridiplantae; Streptophyta; Magnoliopsida; Brassicales; Brassicaceae. The record is from the annotation of a GenBank genome assembly.
CAAAUAAAUUCGCCGAAGAAAUUUUGUAUCUCUCAUGGCGGAAGUGUCUGAGACGAGGAAGGAGAUGACGACAAAGGGAAAGAGCGAGAACUCGAAGAAGAUGAAAACAGAUACGGUUCCAAUCGCUGCCAUGAACGAAGACCUUCUCCAUAACAUUCUUUUGAGAUUGCCGGCGAAAUCGUUUGCUUUCGCUUCCUGUGUUAACCGAUCCUGGAGCAGCGUCUGCAAUCGCAUCCUCUCUCGCCCCAAAAUGAUCUCUGCUUUCUCUCGUAAUCCUGAUCAACUCAGAGCUGGAGAAGAAGUACUUGAAAAGGUUUUAUCUGAGCCAAUUCGACCAGAUUUUGUAAUCGCAAACAUUACAUGUGGAAACAUGGAAGAAACUUUGACACUGAUAAUUGAAAGAGUGGGAUCAAGGGUUCCUAUUAUUGUAUCUGUAGUUACUGGAGUCUUAGGAAAGGAAGCAUGCAAUGACAAGGCUGGAGAGGUCAAACAGCAUUCCCCUGGUGAUGAUGAAUUGUUCAUUGUUCCAAAUUUUGCUAUACUGUUGACGAUUGGUUACUUACCAGGAAUGAAAGUCGACGUUAUUCCUGUUAUUCAGGCUAAAGGGGAAUCGGAAUCGGAUAUUGGAGACAAAUUUGUGAUGGAUAUUAGAAAUUAUGUGUCCAUGGUUUCAGGUCAUGCUGCUGCACCAGCAUGUCUUAUACUCUUUGGGGAGGAUACUCAUGCCACAGAACCUGUCCUUCACAAACUGGAUUAUGCCAUGCCUGCAGAAACUGUUAUUGUGGGUGAUCAAAUUGGCGAGUUUUUACAUAAACGUGGUAAUGAAUCAAGAAAUGUUCAGUUGCCGAAAGAUGAUUGCAGAGUUCUCGCAGGCUUAAUAUUUGCAAGAGAUAGACACAGACCCGCUCAGGCUGAAAGAAUUCAGUUUGACACUGCAAUAUCAAGGGGAAUGUCAUCGGUUAAUCUGAGGUACAAGGCGGCUAAUGUCAAUGUUAGUCGCCCUAGAUGUCCUUCGACGCUUCUGACUGCCAAAAGAAGAGGAGAAGCAGAGGUUCUGGAUGGCGAGCAAAUUCUAGAUGACAUAGAUAAUAUUUUAGAAAACCAUAUCUGGGAGAAUGAUCCAUAUCUCGGAGUAAUAAAACGAAGAAAAUACUCAAUUGGUUUGGAGGAGAAGCCAAAAAUCAUGUCCUCCCUUGUAUUUCAUCAAGUGAAUGGAUCUGACGAUCAGGAUCUUUUAGUCGAUGGUGCCGGAAUCAAAACCGGCGACCAGUUCCAAGUAUACCUCCCUGAUCUCAAAGUGGCUGAAGCAUCACUAAAUGCUGUUACUUCUCAGCUUAGAAAUCUCAAGUCUAAGGCAAAUAAACCAGAAAUCGUUGGAGGUUUUGCUUUCGUUGGUAACAGUCGCGGUGACUUGUUCUUUGGUCGUCCAGACGCAGACAGCUCACCGUUUUUAGAGAAUUUCCCGGAGUUACGGUUUGGCGGUAUAUUCUGCGACAAUGAAAUAGGACGCAACUUAUUCGUGGAGGAGGGAGAGGAAAAGAAAGAAGUGAGCAUCCGAAGAUUUCUUCACGUUUAUAGUUCGGUAUAUCUUAUUGUCUCGUAUACUUCUUAAUGUUACGGUGUCUGUUUGUUUUAUGUUAUUGAGAGAUUAAUAAGUUAACUUAAAAAAC